Molecule: messenger RNA, 2208 nt
Organism: Rotaria sp. Silwood1
Lineage: Eukaryota; Metazoa; Rotifera; Eurotatoria; Philodinida; Philodinidae
Source: the annotation of a GenBank genome assembly
AUGGGUGCUUAUUUAUCAUCGCCUAUAUGUGACAAAGAUACAAUUGAAGGUUCAAAUAAUCAUUUAGCUUUUGCUGCAAGUUCAAUGCAAGGAUGGCGAAUGUCGCAAGAAGAUGCACAUAAUGCUAUACUUAAUUUUGAUAAUAAAACAUCAUUUUUUGCUGUUUAUGAUGGUCAUGGUGGAGCUGAAAUAGCUCUUUAUUGUUCGCGUCAUUUUCCGGAUUUUCUUAAACAACUUGAUUCAUAUAAUGAAGGACGAUUAAAUGAUGCAUUAAUUGAAGGUUUUCUUAAAUUUGAUUCUUUAUUACUUGACACAAAUGUUAAAGAAAUUUUACAAGCAUUAGCUGAUUCAAAAGAUAAAAAUGACAAUGAUGAACCAAUAGAUGAUCAAACUACUGAUGAUAUUGUUUUAUCAACAAAUACAAAUGAAGAAAAUAAUCAUAAUGAAGAAUUAAAUAUUGAAGAAGCACAAUUAUUAAAAAAAGAAGCUGAAUUACCUAUUGAAGAACUUCUUAAACGUUACAGUAAUGAUGGAAAAUAUUUUCCAUCACCUGUAAUUUCUAAAAAUAAAAUACAAAAUCCAUUAAAAACAGAUGAUAAUGAUGAAAAAAUUAAAAAUUUAGAAAAACUAAAAGAACUUCGAAAUUCUGAAACAACGAAUGAAGAUAAAAUUACAUCAACAUCAACAUCAAUUGAAACAGAUCAAAUUAAAUCUGAUGUAAUAACACAUGCUGAUGAAGAAAAUAUUCCAACAGAUGAUGUUUUAGAUCAAAAAAUUGCUGAAACAACAUCAAAUGGUGAAAUGUCAGAUGCAACUGAAGUUAAACCGUCAUCAUCUGAAUCGAAAACAACAUCAAAACGUCCUCGAAAAUCAACUUCAAGUGAUACAACAACAUCUCCAUCAACAACAGUCAAAUCUAAAUCACUAACACAUCGUUUACUUAGUGAUAAUAUUGAUGACUUAGAAGAAGAUGAAGAAGAUGAAGAUGAUUUUGAAUAUGAAGAAUCAGAAGAUGAAACAAGUGGUGAUGAAGCUGACGAUAAUGAAGACGAUGACGAAAAUGCUGAUGAUGAAGAAGAGGAAGAAGAAGCAACAGAAGAAGAAACAGAGGAAGAUGAAGACAAACAAGCAGAAUCAAAUAAAGCAAUAGAAAUUAAUAAACUUAUGAGAAAAUCAAUAAUGGCUAUUCUAAAUCGACAUACAAAGAAAAGAAAACAUAAUGAUGACAGUGAAGAUGAUGCCAAACAAAAUCAAAAUAAAGAACAAGAAGGAAAUGAUGAUGAUGAUGAAGAAGAAGAAGAAGCAGAAAGUAGUGAUGAUGCAAAUGAUACAGAGUUAGGUAAAAUGCUUGACAUGAGUAGUGAUCCAGGUUCAUCAAGUGGAUGUACAGCUGUUGUUACUCUUUUACGUGAUAAACAAUUAUUUGUUGCUAAUGCCGGUGAUUCUCGAUGUGUCGUAUGUCGUAAUGGUCGAGCAAUUGAAAUGAGUGUUGAUCAUAAACCGGAAGAUCCUCAAGAACGUACUCGAAUAGAAAAAGCUGGUUAUAAAGUAACAUUAGAUGGACGUGUUUCAGGUGGUCUUAAUUUGUCUCGAGCUAUUGGUGAUCAUGCAUAUAAAAAAACUCCUAAAUUACCACCUGAAGAACAAGCUAUAACUGCUUUACCAGAUAUACGUACAUUAACACUUGAAAAUCAAGAUGAAUUUAUGGUUAUUGCAUGUGAUGGGAUAUGGAAUUUUAUGUCAAGUCAAGAUGUUGUUGAUUUUGUACGUGGACGUCUGGAAAAACAAACUUUAUCACAAAUAUGUGAAGAAUUAUUUAUGCAUUGUCUUGCACCAAAUACAAGCGGUGAUGGUACUGGCUGUGAUAAUAUGACAGCAAUUAUUGUUAAAUUUAAUUUUAAUCAACAAUCGCCAAUAGACAUAAAUCAAGGAUCGACUGUAUUAAAAUCAACUGAACAUAGUCCAUGGCCAACAAUGUUUACAUCAGUUAAUAAUAAACGAUCAUUAUCAUCUGAACAUGUUUUAACAGAAGAAACAAAUGAUGAUGAUAAUUAUAGCAAAAAAUUUAAAAUUACUCCUGAGAAUGUUACAACUAAUACAGCAACAUCACCUUCGACAACGACAGGUUCUUUUUCUUUUAAUGUUGCUACGACAACGAAUAACAAUAAUAAUAAUAAUAACCGUUUAAAUGAUGAUCAACAACAUUAG